This is a messenger RNA of Vitrella brassicaformis, 9720 nucleotides long. Lineage: Eukaryota; Vitrellaceae. The record is from the annotation of a GenBank genome assembly.
UGUCAAACCAAUGUGAAAAAUGUCCAAGCCAACGCCGCCAUUCGGCGUGCUCACCAAACAAAACAUUGCCAGCAGCAUCGACUGUAGCAAAACACGAAACUCGUCAGGUAUCGGCCCUCUUCUGCACUCUUGCACACCUGUCUGUCUGGCGCUGGCCCCUGUUGUGGGCAAAAACGCCCACACAGGCCAUCAACAUCGCACCCAUCGCCACGACAUAGCGGGGCAUUGACAAAAUACACAAGACAGCAACCAACAGAAUCGCGACAAAGACAGCAACAAACACCCCCCAUCCACCACCCGACAUCGGCGGUGUGGCGUCCCUGUCGGCGGCUGUGUGGGGCUGCAUUGACUCCUGGGUAGACAAAGAGGCGGUGAACGACACGUCCACAUCCCGCUUCACCAGCUUGCCGGCACUCGUCCCCUCCCCCCUCCUCUCGCGAUGAUGCCGCCUGCCUGGCCGUGGGGGACGGCGCCCACUGCUGCGAUCCGGUCGGCCCCCCCUCUCCCCUCCCCCCUGUAGGCCAGUCGACUCCUCGAGAGGGAACUGAUAGUGCUGGCUGAUGUACUCCCACGCCUCCUUCCAUGAGCCCACACAGCGUUCGGCACCGCCCUCAUGCAGAUUGGAGGUCGGCUCGGCCCCCCAGCCCACACCCACGGGGGUCACGCCGGCGUUGCGGGCCAUCUGCAUGUCCAGCCUAGCAUCGCCGAGAAAGAGGGCGUUCUGCUGGUCCACGCCGAGCUCCGACAGGAUCUCUGUGACCAUUUGUGGGUUUGGCUUGCCGAGACAUUCUGUCGGUGUUCGGGAGGCCGCGAAGAGGGGCCGGAAGCCGGUUGAGUCGAGCUGCACGUUGAGGCCGCGGCGGGACUUGCCCGUGGCCACCGCCAGACGGACACCACGACGCCGGAGGGCAUCAAGGAAGUUGCGGGACCCGUCGAACGGCUCAACCUGACGAAAAGAAUGAAGACAAUGUUGCAAUGGGGACCUCUGUAUGUGUAUGUGUGUGUGUAGAUCGAUGUACCUGUGUCUCGAUUUCCCUCCAGUGUGUGCGGUAUGCGGCCUUGAUCUCUUCGUGCGUCUCUUGGUCAUCGUCCGGACAGAGCACCAGGGGCACGUCAUCGAUCGACAGGCCAAUCGUCUCGCGAAUCUCCCUCUCCAGACGCCUCUCGUCCAUCGGCGGAUCAGGCUCAUGGCCACAGUCACCAGAACCAUCAGCCGCCUGCCGUCUCCUCUUGUUGUCGCGAGCGGUCUUCUUGCCCUCCUUGACGGCCCUUGCCCAGCACCGGAUGAUCGACGUCACCGAAUCGACCACAGUGCCGUCCCUGGUGCAAGAAGCAUUACAGUGGCCCAUGCAUACACCGCUGCGCACCUGCCCCGGUCACCCACUUACCAGUCGAAGCAGACGCAUCGCAGGACGGGCUUGUCGGAGACCGCCUCCCUCACAUCGUGGCCGACAGCCGCCUCGUCAUGACAAACAUCGUCUGGCGGGUCGUUCCCCUCCUCGCCGCUAGCCCUCUCGUCCCCAGCAUCCUGCUGCCCUUGGUCAUCACCCGGCGGAUCGGCAGAUGCCGUGGCGGCCACAUCGCCACUCUCCGUCGCGCCCCUGGUAGGAGCAGGGGCGUGCUGGUACACAGGGGGCUCCUCAGUGAGAUCAUCAAAGGAAUUCCUUUGCACAGAUUGGCCCUCGUCAGAUGGCGACACGGGAGAGGCCAUGGCGUCGGGGCAUGAAGGGGAGCGCCGUGGGGUGGGGGGAAGAGACGGGGGGAGGGAGAACGACAUGCUGGUACGGAGGCCGCCCAGUCUCGAUACAACGAUGUCCUCAUGCCCGAGACGCAACCGAUCGACCUCUUUAAGAGUCAGUUCCCGCACAGGCUUGUUGUCGGGGCCCUCGACCGCGAUGGAUUGCGCCUCUGUCGGCUCGGGGAGGGCGCUUGUCGAGACCGUCGCCUGCUCCGGCGCCGCGCUCGUGGCAGCAUCCACAGUUGAAACGGGUGUGGGUGUGGGCGCUUCCGGCACAGCUGCCGGUGGCUGCUGUGACUCUCCCUCAAUCACGUCGUCCGAUGCCAGUCUCCUUGUGUCGUCAUAGGGGGUGGCUGUGGGCACAUCAGCGACAUCAGGGGCCAGGGUGAUGGCCGCAUAAGGGAUGGCUGGGGGAGGUGUGGGUGUGGCGUGGUCAGAGGGCGACGCCUCGCUCAGGUCCAGCGACACGCAUUUGUCGACCACACUCGCCGGCCGGCUGGCACUGUCCGCCUUGCCGGAGGCUGCGGUCUUGUCCUGUGGAGACAUGACAGCGUCCUCUAGGAUCGCCAUGAUAUCUUCCGCUGCCUCGUCGAAGAACGCCUCGUCGUCCAUCUCACUGCCCACAACCACGUCGUGCCCUUGAGGCAGCAGCGGUGGUGGCGACACCAGCCGAGCGCCCUUGUCCCACUGGUCGUCUGCAACCACACGCGUGAACCUCUCGGUGCACGCCGUGCAGCCGCUGGGGACCAUGUAAGAUGGGAUGGAGGAGAGGCCCUCAAACAUGGACCCCUGGGGGGCCGACUGGUGGUUGAGCAGCUGGGACUGCAGCUGCUCAACCGUCUUGGGAGGGGAGCGGGAUGACGCCGACACGGGGACGGCAGACGCAGAGGAGAGGAAGGAUAUGGGAGACCCGAGGGCGUUGGUGGCGUCUGGGAGCAUGGUCUCGUCGAGGGGGUGCUGCUGCAGGGUGAGCCGAUUGAACCGCUUCCAUGCACGUUGGGAGGUCAGCAGAUGGGGGCCGGUGGGCACGGUGAGGGUGCCAUGGUGCUCUUGGUCCUCAUCGAUGCUGGCCUGAUGGGACUGCCACUGCCACUCCUUGUGCGCAUCGAUGGCGAAGGAAAGCUCCUGCCGCCUCCUGUGUGUCAUGACGUAGCCGGUCGCCUCCAUCUCGUUGUUCCUGGCGGACAUCGGGGUGACCGACCGGGUGUUGACAGAGGGGGUGAAAGAGAACACCGACUCGACAUGUUGAUCAUGUUGCUGCCGUGGUCUUGCCUUCUUCUGGCCGUCCCUGACAGGGCUGAGCACCGCAGGGGCAAAGCGGUCGAACGGCGAUCGACCUAUGUGUCUGGCAUCCCUCAGCGGCCCCGCGUCCCACUCCACCCGCGGCACCUUGCCCUUCUCCCUCACCACUUUGCCGGUCUCGGGCACGUCUGCCGGUGUGAGCAGCAGCCCUUCCUUAGUCCGCCGCAGCGUGAAGGCCAGGCUGUCGAUGGGCACCUGCAUCACCGCCCUCGGCUUCCGAUGAGGACGCCGCGGACGCUGGCGCGCGCGUCGAGCAGGUGACGGGGGAUUCUGGGCAUGCGAGGGUGCGUCGUGACGCAUUGAGGGUCCUGCCGUGUAGGCCGCCGUGUGGGUCUCCUGGUCCUCCCCUCCCCAGGGCGACAGCGACACCGGCGUCUCAUCGCCUGGGACCAGAGGCACCUCGACGGGCUCGGCAGACACCACAUGCGGCCCUUUCUUCCGUGAGUGGCGCCGUUUGUCCACCAGCACAGUGCCGCUCUUGCGUCUCGUCGUGUCGGGGGGCUCCGCAUGCGUCCUGGGCGUCGGCUCGAGGCGUCUCUCGGCCUGGGGUAGAGCCGCAACCUUCUCAUCUUCUUCUCCAACUGACUGGUCGCUGGUUGCUCUUGACGGCAGAGACGGCGACAGCGAUGCCACGGUGUCGGCACGGGUGGCUCGCUGCCGCUCGGGCGGCCUCCUUGCCAUCGAUGGAGCUCGUGAAGAGCCGGUCCGCCUGCGAAUGUGAAGAACCGGUGACGAGACUGACCGCCUGGCCGUCGCAAACCUGACGGUCGAGGGGGUCUUGCCGGUGGAUGUGGCUGACGCAGGGGAGCCUGGUGAAGCUAUGGUUCGACGUGUCUUGGUGGUGCCAAGGGGGGCGCUGAGCCGAGAUGCCGGUGCUGUCUUGUUAAAAUCGCUCUGGUAGGACCCCCUCCCUGCUGCGACGUAGGGCGUUGGUGGCAGGCUGAUGGCGUCGAUGCCGCUCCGCUGCUUCCUCCUCCUCGCUGCGCCCUUGGAAGUUGGCUUGCGACGGAACGAGCGACGAGAUGUUGUGAUUGUCUCCUUCAGAUGCACGUCCACCCACUCGGGCACCAUAGCUAUCUUGGAAUCGAGCCGCUCAAUGCCCCCGUGACCCGCCAGACGACCGAGCGACAGCCGGCCCAUCCGACCCGUCAGCGACCUGCGCUUUGAGCGAGAAGGGGGGCGGGAUUGCUGCCCCUGCUGUUGGUGCUGGUUGGCUGUGGAUGGCCGUCUGCCCCUUGCUGCAGGGUGAGACCGCGGUGAACCGGUGGGCUCGCGUGCCGGGGGCUUGGGGGCCGCCGAUGAGAGCACAGGGGGCAUUGUGGACGCCUGUCCCCUCUUCUUUCUGGUCACCACCGGGGGACUCGACAAUGGCAGGGAUAUCCCCUUCUCGCUGGGCGGCGGUGACGGUGACGACACGUCGGGCGCCGAAUGACGAAACGCGGCUGCCUUGGCCAGGGGCACCGCCUUCGCCGCAGGCUCCACAUCUCUCUGCUGCGGCGUGGGGAUCGUCACAGCUGCCGCAUCCGUCACCUUGGCCGGUACAGCUUUUCUCGCCCGCAUCAGGGGGCCGCCAGCGGUCUGCUCCACGAUGCUGCCUCUGGCGAUGGGGAUGAUGUCGACGCGUCCCGAUGGCUGCACGUCGAUGCCGAGGAUUGCGUGCUGCGAGUCGAGCCUCUUGCUGGGAGGUGAUGUGCGCUGGUCCAGGAGCUGCAGGGUUUCGGAUGGAGACGUAGGACCCGCUGCGGCAGCUUCGGGCUGCAUGGCUUCACGUGCAGUCUCGAUGUACUCGUCGCAGAGGUCCAUCAUCGACCUGUGGACAACCGCACCUCCCUCCCUAAGACAGACACAGAGCCCACAAAAGGAACCAUCCAUCCAUCCAUCCACCGAUGCGCAUCGAUCGUCGGUCUUUUCUUGCUUACUGUGUGUGUUGGUACUGGAUGUUGAAGAACAUGGCAAGGUUCCAAUACACCUCUGGCGCCUUGAGGCGCAAGAUCUGGGAGGACGGGCACCGCUGACCCCACAUACGGCUAUCCAUAUCGGGAAACGAAUACGAAUAGCCAAAGCUGAGCCGCUCCCCGCCCGACUGAGAGGGCGACAUCGACAUCGAUGCCGCCGCCGGCGACCCCCCCUCCGUCUGCGAUGCAGCCAUGGGCGCGACGGUCGAAAGGCUGACUCCCGUCAUCUCGGCCAGGAUGGUGAGGAUGCCCAUGAGAGUCAGGAAGGGCACCUCCCGGCCGGCGUCGCCCGCCUGUGUGGCCGAGGAGAGCACGAAGUAGGGGGGCUUGAGGGCAGGGUCCUGCCCACACUUGCCGCACGCCACAGUGACGCUCUCUGCCUGCCAGCUGCGGAGCGACUGGAUGCUGCGCCGGCCGGGCUGCGUGUCUUGCAGGUGGUGCCUGUCGGUGGAGUAGAGGCCCACGGCCGCCUUGAGGCGGAUGGUGGGUGAGUCUGUGAGGGGGGCGGCGCAGGAGAGAGACGGGCAGGAGAAGCCGGGAACCCCCGUGCAGCGGCGAUAAAUCUAGAGAGAAAGAAGCGACCAAGGACAAAGCGUCAUGCGUGCACGGUUGGCUCUCCGGUUGUCGUUUGCUCUCACCUCCCAGAAGGCGAUCUUGAAUCCACAUGUCGGGCACUGCGAGCCACACUCGACCACGUCACGCAGCGCCCCCCACAGCAACGCAUCCUCCUCCCCCUCCAUCCCCGCCAGCUGCCGCAUCGCCCGCUCGAAGGGCGUGUCCAACAUGAUCCCAUUCAGCAACAUCGUCAGGGCGUCGGCGAACUGCCCCGCCAUCAUGUUGGUGGUGCUGCGGGGCGACCGCGCCGCGCGGGCCAUGUUGCGGAAGACGGGCGAUGUGCCCAGGUCGGGGGAGACAGACGGUGAGGGAUGAAGGCUGGGAGAGGGAGGGGGGGAGGCCGAGGAGGACGAGUGGCGGGAGGGCUGCUCGGGGCUCCCGAGCCGCAGCUGCAGCCAUGGCCACCUGUCGCUCCCCCAUGGCACCGGAAAGCGCGCGGGGUCCAGCUGCCGGACUGGGAAUGGGCGGCCCUUCACAAGUAGGUCCAUCAACACACUUGGGGGAAGCCCCGCCAGGUCUUCGACAGGUAAGUGUGUGGGUGGGGUGGCCGUGGUGUCGUCCAUGGGCAUGACGAUUGUCGUCUCCACCAUGUCCCUUUUGGCCAUUUCCCUCUUGACCCACUCACGGAACCCCGAUAUGUUGCCGAACUCAUACACAGGCCCCUCAGCAGCAGGGGUGGCCACACUCGUCCCCCUGGUGGACGUCCUCGAGCGUGGCGCCGUGGUGGUCCCGUCGGCUGCCUCGAGCAGGUCGCCGCCUGUGUGUGACGAUGGGCUCGGGACGGGUGUGGACGAGGGGGUGGCGCUGCGGACACGGCGAGUGCUCGGGGGUGCGUCUGCGGCUGAAGUGGCGUCCUUUCUGAGGGGACUGCUGCCGGUUGCUGGGGUGGGCUCGACCCUCGACACACAGCUGGAGCUGAGCAGGGAAAUAGACAGACAAAAAGGCAUGUUGAUGCACCCAAUCCAUCCUUCGAGGUGUUUGGGUGUGAUGUGGCUGGCCUACUUGAAUCGACUGCAGAGGCUGCCGAAGAAUGCCGCUGCCCUUGCGGCCUCGGGCGUGGGGUGAUGGUGGCGGUGAUGGCUCUCCGCCUCCCUCCUGCCUGGCGACGCAUCACGGCUGCUGGGGCGACCAUGGCUCCUGCACCACCAUCACACAACAAACGCAUCAAAAGCAAAGCAAGUCUACGCAUUGUUGCCACCGAGUAGAGCAACGGGCGACCUGACCUGAUGAAUAUCUCCCAUGCGUUGGUCUGCAUCAGCCCUCGCACAAAGGGCUCGGCCGUCUCCAACCCACGACUGAAGAAACGCACCGACCGACACAAAGAGGUAGAGCCGAUCCGACGCAUCCAUUAUCCCUUUUCCCUUGCUUCUUCUUUCCCCGCUCACCUCUUCAGCUCCGCGCAGAACUCCUCAACCAGAAAGACAGGCUCGUUCGAAGCCGCGUCGCCCUGCCCCUCAUCCCUCUCGAUCUUGAGCGGCGCCGGUCGCCUGGGGCCGCGUCUCUCGUCGCCCCGCCCUCGGUGCUCAUCCUCUUCUCCGCCCUCCUCAUGGGACACCUUGCGCGACGUGUCCUUGCUGACCGGCACAGAUGGCUGCGGCGAAUGCAUCAAGGACACGCUGCUGCUCUGGGUGGGGGUGAUGGUCGAGUAGGCCAGCGAGAGGGCGGGGGAGGGGAGGAGGGAGGUCCGCUGGGUGCCGGUCGGCUGCACCUGGGGCACGGGGACGUCAGGCAACGCCGUGGUGCCGUCCUGUGGCUGCUUUGCCGCUGUCCCUAGGUCCUGCUGUUGCUCGGGGCGGGCAUCUUGGUAGCGAAUGAAGUCACUGACACGCAGAAACCACACGCACAAGGGAAAAUACGCGGACGCUUUGAUCGCUAUCUCUGUGUGCGUCUGUCUGUGUCUGUAUUAAGUUACCGGUAGCAGUGGAGCAGCUUCACCAGGACGGUCGCAAAGGUCGCUUGCGUGAUCAGCCUGAUCUCGUUCUCCUCACUCUCCGACGGCACCGCACCACCAACAACCCUCCCACUCCCCAGCUGAUGCGCGUCGCCCCCGCGGCUCUCAGGUCGGCUCCCAGUCGUUUGGUGAUCGACAUCCUGCUGUGCGUCUGAUGGGGAUAGCAGGGGCCGCUUGGGGCACAAAGGCGAGUCGUAGGAGGACAUCACUUGUGGGUAGAGAGACCGGAUGACUCGCUGGGACUCGGCCUCUGUGGUGGUAGGGAUGGACGACGUCAGCGAGACGGCUGAUCUCACCCUGCCGGGCGCGUCAUGUCUCCCCCACACGGAUUUCUUGCUCACGCUGCUCGACGCCUGCUCGCUCAGCCGCUCCAGCAUCAUGCCCUCCAGCUCGGCCUUGGCGGCGCUCUCAGGAGACGCCGAAAGCACCUCCACGAUGCUCGUCUGCGUGACGUGCUCAGGAGGGAUCGCCGACUUGCCCGCCUCGGUCGUGUCCGCGUAGUCGAAGUCGGCCCAGAAGAGCGGAUCGCGGUUUGGUCCGGGCAAUGGUGUGGGGGGCGGGGUGGACUGAGAGGGAGGGGGGGCAGGGGGGAGGGGAGGGCCCCGUCCGCUCCCUGUGGUGGCCCAGUGCUCGGCGGCGCUGAUGCUCUUGAGGUUCUUGAGGGCGUGCAGCAGGAGGGUGGGCAGCUGCGGGAAUGCCGCUGCCUCUGGCGUGGCGGGGCCGAGGAUCUUGUCCCGGUCGACGUCGAGCAGGAAGACGUCCUUCGGGAACGACUUGGUGAAGUCAUCAUAGGACACCAUCGAGCCGUCGUCUGUGUCAGCUGGCACCUGCUGCUGUGGCCCAUCCUGCUUGGGCAAGACCCAUGAGGGCACGAGCAUGCCGCAGAGGAAGGGCGCGGGCAUCUCCACGAGCUCGGAUCUCUCGCUGGGGAUGAGGGGCAGGUACGGGUGGUGCCACUCGAAGGGAAACAGCAGCUGCCGGAAGAUCUCUGCCAGGUAGGUCAGGAGGGAGGCCCGCCGCGAGAGCAUCAACACCUUCCGCUCAAGCAGCAGGAGGGCGAAGACGUUGACGAUGCGAUCCAGCUUCAGACACGCAAAAAGCGCCCGAUAGCUCAGCUCCCGGCCGCCGCUGCUGCACCCGCCCGGCAGAUCUAUCGCCCGCAGGUGUGUGUCACCGAUGCCAAUGUGCAGCUUGACUGACGGCCGGGCGAGACCCGCACCGCUGAGGUCGCCGAGGAGACGGCCGAUGGUGCUCUCAAUAGCAGCAGAAGAGUGGUCACUCGACGGGCUGGGCCGGGUGGGUGUGUUCAGCAGAUGCCGCAGGAAGGACAUCUUGGCGGUCCUCUGCUGCAGCUGGUAGAGCUCAUAGAGGACACUCUUGAGCGAGCUGAUCAGCGGCUGCCGCGUCAUGAAGCACAGGCACGUCGGCACAUAGACGAUGGAUGAGCCCGCAGGGCUGUCUCGACUGUAAUCCUCAAGGUCGGCCUCGUCGAGCCCGUCCUCCGUCACUGCGACCAUGCCGUCGAUCAGGCCGCUGCUCUGCAUCUCGCCAUGGUCGAUAUCCCACGGCCAAGCCCGCGGCUCCCACACCAUCAGGCAGCACACGUAGGCCCGCCGGGACAGUCCCCAUAGCACCGUCGAGAAGAAGACAGGUCCGGGGCACCCCUGCUCUUCGCGAUAGAGCCACAGCCCCUCUGGCGGGCAGAAUGACGUGAGUGUCUGCUGCAUGGCCGCACUGGGCGAACUGUCCUUCCGGCUGCUGGGCGAGGAGGGCCCGCCCAUGCCGGCAGACAGGAGGGAGUGAGGGGAUGUGGCGGGGCUGUGUGAUGGAUACCACUCGACAAUCUGGCCCUUCAGGGGCGUCAGGAAGGCCUCUUGCGGCCCCCUCGAUAGAUGAUCCUUCAACACGGAGUCUUCCACACCUGCAUGAACCAGACAAACGCAGAAAAGCGCAAUAUUGGCUGCUGCCAAGAUGUGAUAGCAUUCGUGCUUGUGCUGACCGAUGCGGAAGAAGACGUCUGCGAUGUGGAGUGAGGCAGGGAGGCCUCGCUGGGCUCUGGGAGAGCCACUUGGCAUCUCGAGACCUAUUAAUCGUCGUCUUUAGGCAGCGGCUCGGCUCAGAUUGACACUACAACCAAUCUACAACUUGCACCUGUUCCC